Molecule: messenger RNA, 1911 nt
Organism: Anthostomella pinea
Lineage: Eukaryota; Fungi; Ascomycota; Sordariomycetes; Xylariales; Xylariaceae
Source: the annotation of a GenBank genome assembly
AUGGCUUCGUCAUGGCCAUCAUGUUGGCUUCUGGCCUUGAGCGCCGCCUUAUGGGGGACCACUUGGGCCGCAGAUGGUGGUCAGCAGCAGCAGCCAUUGACUAUAGGCAAGAGACCGAACAUUGUCUUCAUAAUGAGCGACGACCAAGAUCUUCAUAUGGAUUCUCUUUCGUACAUGCCACACCUGAAGAAGCAUCUAACAGACCGAGGUACAACCUUUUCGCGCCACUAUUGCACGAAUGCGCUGUGCUGUCCGUCUCGUGUCAGUUUGUGGACAGGCAGGGCUGCUCACAAUACUAAUGUCACGGAUGUGAAUCCUCCCUAUGGUGGUUAUCCCAAGUUCAUAAGCCAAGGCUUCAAUGCAGCCUAUCUGCCUCUCUGGCUACAAGAAGCAGGCUACAACACCUACUACAUCGGCAAGCUCUUCAAUGCUCAGAGAGUCGACAACUACGACUCGCCACAUGCGGCUGGCUGGACCGGCUCCGAUUUCCUACUAGACCCGCAUACGUACGAGUAUCUCAACGCAACGUUUCAGCGGAACCAUGAUCCUCCUAUAAGUUACGAGGGCCAGUACUCUACAGAUGUGGUCGCGGAUAAGUCCUACGGUUUCUUGGAUGAUGCGUUAGCCGAUCGUGACAGCAAACCUUUCUUUCUUGGUAUAGCUCCCGUCGCUCCACACUGCAACGUACGACAUCAUGAGAAGGUCAAUGGCAACUGGACCGAGAAUUCUGCGACUAUGUCGCCACCUGUGCCGGCCAAGAGGCAUGAGCACCUGUUCAAUGACAUUAUUGUCCCACGAACAGAACACUUCAACCCUGACGAGCCCAACAGCGUCUCCUGGAUCUCACAUCUUCCAAAGCAGAACCAGACCAACAUUGACUUCAACGAUGGCUUCUACCGCAACAGAUUGAGGUCACUGCAGCCACUGGAUGAGAUGAUUGAAGGCGUCAUAUCCCGUCUCGAAGAUGCAGGCGUCCUGGAUCAGACCUACAUAUUUUACACCACUGAUAAUGGCUACCACAUUGGGCAGCAUCGCUUUCAGCCGGGCAAGCAGAGCGCUUUCGAGGAAGACAUCAAUAUCCCACUCAUUGUCCGUGGACCGGGCAUUGCGGAGGGUAUGGUGACGGAUGUAGUCACUACGCAUACUGAUCUGGCGCCGACAUUGUUGAAGCUUGCUGGUGCAGAACUGAGAAGUGACUUCGAUGGUGCUGCCAUCCCGUUGGCAUCAUCCGACAUCUUAGAGGCUGGGAUGGUCCGCCCAGAACACAUUAACGUCGAGAUGUGGGGUAUCAUUAUGUCUGAGGGCAAGUACGGGACCGUGGUGUACCAGAACCAUACCUACAAAGCCCUGCGGAUCAUCGGUGAGCAUUACAGCUUUCUGUACACUGUGUGGUGCAAUAACGAACAUGAACUAUACGACUUGAUGAUGGACCCAUAUGAAAUGAAGAACCUGUAUGCUCAUGAGCACUCUAGUGCUUUUGAAUUCAGGCCAGCAAGCCGUCACGGCGGUGAGCAUACCGACGAAGAUUUGACGGAAGAGAUAUUCCCCAGCACAAGCGGUUCAACAGCUCAUACCACCAACAACAACACCACCGCUGCACCGUCGACCCUCAAGCACAUAAUCUCACGCCUCGACAGUCUGCUGAUGGUCCUGAAGACCUGCAAAGGCCGCGAGUGCACCCACCCGUGGGAGGUGCUACAUCCGGAAGGCAAUGUGCGCGAUCUACAUGAUGCACUCGACGAAGAAUACGACCACUUCUACGAAACGCAGCAGCGGCGUGUGCACUUCACUAAGUGCGAGAAAGGUUAUAUCAUCGAGAGCGAGGGCGAGGUUGGCGCCAAGGCUUGGCCAGUCGAUGAGGCUGGUGUGAGGGUUGGAGCGGCCUGGAACCAUCCUGUUGAACGGCAGUAG